This is a messenger RNA of Manihot esculenta (cassava), 1193 nucleotides long. RefSeq names its product plastid division protein PDV1. The coding region runs from base 85 to 891 and encodes 268 amino acids. Gene Ontology annotation, biological process: chloroplast fission. The transcript is spliced from 2 exons. The record is from RefSeq and is a predicted model, not a curated record. NCBI's taxonomy places the organism in Eukaryota, Viridiplantae, Streptophyta, Magnoliopsida, Malpighiales, Euphorbiaceae.
CAGCUGUCCUUCUUCCUCGAAAAGCUCGCGGUUGGCUGUGGCUCAAACCAAACUUUCCCUCCCGAAGUUCCUUGGCUUUACCUCAUGAAAUGGGAUAUGGAGAUUGAAGAAAUAGAAGCUGUUCUUGAGAAAAUCUGGGAUCUGCACGACAAAUUGAGCGACGCUAUUCACUCGGUUUCCCGCAGCCACUUCCUCAACUCCAUCAGAAACCUAAGGAAAUCCAAUCAGAAGAAACUCUACAACGACGCCGUUGAAGAGAACCGGGAUGGUUUUGUCUAUGCUAAGGACUUUCGUCUUGAUGAUAAUGAAUCCGCGAUUCAAGAGGCCAAGAGUCUCAACGCUAUCAGGACCGCUCUCGAGAACCUCGAGGAUCAGUUAGAGUUCUUCCAUACUGUACAAAUUCAACAGCAGGCUGAGAGAGAUGCUGCAAUUGCUCGAUUAGAACAAAGCAGGAUUGUUCUUGCAAUGAGAUUGGCUGAACACCAUGGUAAGAAGUACAAAGUCAUUGAAGAAGCUCUAACUUUUCUUGGUGAUGUACAUGAGGCAAGUCGCAUUGUUUCUCCUGAAUCUCAAUGCCCAUCUGGUGAGAAUGUUGUUAGGCCUAAAGAGAAGGGGUCUAACAUUGCAAUCAAGUUUCUCAUUUCAAGUUUUGAUUUUGUGAGGAAAUCCCUUAAAUCAGAUCAUGUGGGUGGGUUGCUUUGCAAUGCUGCUAUAUUUUCCAUUAGCGUGAUUGCAUUGCUCCGUCUGCAUCAGGUAGCUUACAAGGAGCAUCGGUAUAAGCAAGAAGAACUUAUCAGCAACAAUAGAAAUGUCCGCAAAGCUCCUUGGGUUGAAGGAUUUUCUUCCAAUGUUAAUUUGAAUCACUUGGAUGUGAUGUUGGCCAGGGGUUGAAGAAAUUUACCCGCUUGAAAAUUUUCUAUUGUUAGUUAAAAAUAGGAAGCCAUGCCAUGCUGUUACUGGGACUAGAAGUUUGUUUAUUUUUCAAUUUCUUUCCACGAAAUCCUGAGAGCUUGCAAGAGUGUUCGCAUGAUUUGACGCCAAUAUUUUAGAUUGCCAUAGGUAUUUAGAUGCAGAUUCAUGUUGAGGAGUGCAUUUGAGGUGAGGAUAGUACUAUUUGGAUUGUGGUUGUGUUGCCCUUUGAAUUCAUCAAUGUACCCAAAUUUAUAACUGAGCUGAAAGCCUGCUUCCUGUCA